This is a messenger RNA of Ziziphus jujuba (common jujube), 3288 nucleotides long. Its product is annotated as B3 domain-containing protein Os07g0563300. The transcript has 14 exons. NCBI's taxonomy places the organism in Eukaryota, Viridiplantae, Streptophyta, Magnoliopsida, Rosales, Rhamnaceae. The record is from RefSeq and is a predicted model, not a curated record. Bases 256 to 2919 code for a protein of 887 amino acids. Gene Ontology annotation, molecular function: zinc ion binding; DNA binding.
ACAUUUUAACUUUCUCUCACUUCGACAAUACCAUUUCUCUCUCUCUCUCUCUUCUCUCUCCAAAACCCUCUCUCUCUAUGAUUACAGAUCAGGCCGCAGCUAUCAUAUUUCCGCUUCUUUACGACUUUUUUAGCUUCAGAUUUUCUCUCUCUACGACCAUUCCAUUGCUGGAUUUCUAGGGUUUUUUUCUUUAUUUUUUUUUUAUUUUUUUUAUGUGGCCGUUGCUCUCUGAGUUCUACGACUGUCAGAGCUUCGAUGUCGUCAGCUCCCUCCUCCUCUUCCUCUUCCAUGGUCUGCUAUAAUCCGGAGUGUAAGGAAUUGAAACCGGAACGGCCGAGAAAGGGCUGGCGCCUCCGCACCGGAGAGUUAGCGGAGCUCUGUGAUCGAUGCGGUUCUGCUUAUGAGGAAGGAAGAUUCUGCGAUUCGUUUCAUCUGAAUGCUUCUGGCUGGAGGAGUUGCGAGUCUUGUGGGAAGGGGGUUCAUUGUGGGUGCAUCGUUUCAAGUAAUGCAUUUACACUCUUGGAUCCUGGAGGGAUUGAAUGCAUUGCUUGUGCAAGGAAGAAUGUCAUUUUGUCAUCCAAUACAGCAUGGCCACCGUCUUUGUUUUUUCAUUCAACUUUACCUGAAAGACUAAAGGAUUUGUCUGUAAAAAACUGGAGUCAGUUGGCCGGAUCAGGUCCUGUUCCAUGGCGGCAAGCACCCAGCUUAUUUGGUUCAAUUACUCCGUCUGAAAUGCAUUCAAGGGUGCCAUAUGAAGUUGACAUUUCAGCUGCAAUUAACAAACUCAAUGCUGGUGAAAGGAUAGGUGUAACUUCAUUGGAAAAGAGGAAAAUUGAGGAUUUUUCUGAAAGGUUACAAAAUGGAAGCCUCAAGCUUGGUGCACGAGAUGCACUGGAAAAUGGGACUGCAGGAAGAAACUGUGAGGAUCAAAUUAAUUCAUGUCUAAAUUUAGGGCAACAGCCUUCCUCUUUAAAGGAGGAACCUUCGACUCCACAGUUUGGUUUGUCUGUACCUUAUGCAUCUGCAAGUGAAACAAAUGGUCAAGUUGGGGCUGCUGGAUCUAAUUUGCGGCCAACCCCUCCACCUAUGCCUAAACAAUUUAUUGGUAACUUACACAGUGGAGUUGAUUCACCUGGUGAAACUCAAAUUCGAAAUGCAAGGCCUCGAGCAGAUGCCAGAGGAAGAAAUCAGUUACUUCCACGGUAUUGGCCUAGAUUUACUGAUCAAGAGCUGCAACAAAUAUCUGGAGAUUCAAAUUCUGUAAUUACUCCAUUGUUUGAGAAAAUGUUAAGUGCAAGUGAUGCUGGGCGGAUUGGGCGUCUUGUGCUGCCAAAAAAAUGUGCAGAGGCCUACUUUCCUCCGAUAUCUCAGCCUGAAGGAUUACCUCUCAAAGUCCAGGAUGCAAAAGGCAAGGAAUGGAUAUUCCAGUUCCGUUUCUGGCCCAAUAAUAAUAGCAGAAUGUAUGUUCUAGAAGGGGUUACUCCUUGCAUACAGUCCAUGCAAUUGCAAGCUGGUGACAUAGUGACAUUUAGUCGUUUAGAGCCAGAAGGGAAAUUGGUCAUGGGGUUCCGAAAGGCCUCAGCAGCUACGCCAUCAGAUCAGGAAAAUGAAACAAAUAGGAAUGGCAAUGGAGUCUCUAUGCAAGGAGAUGCUGAACUGGCAGAUCCUAGUUCUUGGUCUAAAGUUGACAAGUCAGGAUACAUAGCAAAAGAAGUACUGGGAGCUAAAACUUUGAUUUCCAGAAAGAGGAAGAGCAGCACCUUGGGUUCUAAAAGUAAGCGCUUGAGAAUUGAAAAUGAGGACAUGAUGGAGCUGAAACUAACCUGGGAAGAAGCUCAGGGACUCCUUCGUCCUCCUCCAAACCAUGUCCCAAGUGUUGUUGUGAUUGAAGGCUUUGAGUUCGAGGAAUAUGAGGAUGCACCAAUACUUGGGAAGCCAACAAUUUUCUCAACUGAUAAUAUGGGUGAGAAAAUUCAAUGGGUUCAAUGUGAAGACUGCUUCAAAUUGCGUAAAUUGCCCGCCGAUGCGCUUCUUCCUUCUAGGUGGACAUGUUCUGAUAAUUCAUGGGACCCAGAAAGAUCCUCGUGUUCAGCUGCUCAAGAACUAACAGCGGAAGAGCUUGAAGAUCUUAUACCCCAGUCUGUUUCAGUUGCUUCUAAGAAAAUGAAGGCUGCUAAACUUGACUCAGAAAAUUUGGAAGCCAUGGAGGGGCUUGAUACCCUUGCUAAUUUAGCUAUCAUGGGAGAGGGUGAGUCACUCCAAUCAUCAUCCCAGGCGACCACAAAGCACCCCAGACAUAGACCUGGUUGCUCAUGUAUUGUUUGCAUCCAGCCCCCAAGUGGGAAGGGCCCCAAACACAAACAAUCUUGCACCUGUAAUGUCUGCUUGACGGUAAAACGCCGCUUCCGUACAUUGAUGAUGCGGCGUGAGAAAAAACAAUCAGAGAAGGAAGCAGAGACUACACGCAAAAAGCAGCAAGUAUCACUACCUGAUAAGUUUGAUAAUGAGUCCAAUUUAACUAGCAACACAGGAAAUAGUCCAAAUCAGAAAAGAGAGUUCCAUGAUGGUUCUGAUGAUGAGCCAAGUAGGAUGAAAUCGUCUACUUCACCUUUUAAAGGUCAAAUUGACCUGAAUAUCCAGCCAGAGCGGGAGGAUGAACUGUCACCUGGUUCUGAUUCUGGUGGCAUAAUUAAGUUUGUCCAAGAUAAUCCAGCGAGGUAUCUCAGACAGCAGAGGUUAUCAAGUUCUGGUGGCAGUGAAAACUCAUCUGGCAAUUUGUCUCAGCGAGAUGGAGGUGAUGCAAUUGGAGACAAACUCAACAAUGGCAUCAACCUUGGCAGGAAUCUUCACGAUGCCAGUGACGACCAUCCUUCAAGUAUAUCAAUGAAGGCAUCGGCAUCGACCACUGCAACUGGAUAAUACAGUUAAUUCUUUUUAUCAUAUGCUAAUAUUGAUCAUCAACAACUUUGGGCCAUCGAAGCUGGGUUGUAGAUCUGUCCGCAUUGGUAUUACUCAUCUUCUGGUCUGUACAUAAAAAGGAAGAGGCUGUGAAGAGGGCAACAUGGUUGACAAACAAUAGUAUGCUAUGGUAUGGUCCCACUCUAAAGUGAUGUAAUUUGUAGAGGUCGUAUUAAGUAGGGAAAUGUUGAAUAUGCAACUGAAAGUGAGUAGCAGGUUGAAGCUAUUUUACUUUAUUUUCAGGAGCUCACCUUGCUGCCUCCGUGUAGUUGACAUUGAGGAUGUAACAAAUUUCUAUUUUCUCGGCUCAGUAAAGUAGAAAUUGCUUCA